Molecule: messenger RNA, 1136 nt
Organism: Ilex paraguariensis (yerba mate)
Lineage: Eukaryota; Viridiplantae; Streptophyta; Magnoliopsida; Aquifoliales; Aquifoliaceae
Source: the annotation of a GenBank genome assembly
CUCUGAUUUCACUGUGGCCUAACAUCGAACAUAGAAUGGACAGUGACGAAGAAGAUUUCGUGUUUUAUGGAACGCCGAUCGACCGAGAAGAAGACAUCACCCGUCGCAAGAAGAAGGCCGUCGCUGAGGCUUCAGGCCAAUUGCGAACUCUUCCCCCUUGGAAACAAGAGGUUAGGGAUGAAGAAGGGAGGAGAAGGUUUCAUGGGGCAUUUACUGGAGGAUUUUCUGCUGGUUACUACAAUUCUGCCGGCUCCAAAGAGGGAUGGACUCCACAGUCAUUUACAUCAUCAAGGAAGAGCAAAGCUGAAUUCAAACAACAAAGUAUUUUUGACUUCUUGGAUGAUGAUGAGAAAGCUGAAUUGGAGGACCAAUCGUUGGGGACAUCUAUGCAGUUUGAUACAUUUGGAUCUACUGCUGCUGAACUUGCACGCAAACAAGCUCAGAAGGAGCAACAACAAAGGCCAUCAGUCAUACCCGGACCUGUUCCCGAUGAAAUAAUUCUUCCAGCCACAGAUUCUAUUGGUGUCAAAUUACUGCUGAAGAUGGGAUGGCGGCACGGUCAUUCUAUAAAGAAUGGACAUACUAAUUCUCUGUAUGAUGCCCGUAGAGAAGCUAGAAAGGCUUUCCUUGCUCUUUCCUCUGAUGAUACAAAAGCUCAGACUGCUGAAUGUGACCUUGGUGAAGGUGACACUGAAAUAGUGACAGAAAUACCUACUGGUGAUGACAAUCAGUUUUCUAAAAACACGUCGGUUUAUGUUCUCAAUCCAAAACAGGAUUUGAAUGGUUUAGGCUAUGAUCCUUACAAGCAUGCUCCUGAAUUUAGGGAAAAGAAAAGAUCACGCUUAUCUGGGGAGAGGGAGCUGGGGCGUAAAAAGCCUUUCUCUAUGAAAGAUACUCUUUUUGGUUUCACGUCAGGAAGGGUUGCUCCUGGUUUCGGUGUUGGGGCCCUCGAAGAUCUUGAUGCUGAAGAUGAGGAUGUAUAUGCCUCAGUCUAUGACUUCGAAGACACAUAUGUUCAAGAAAUUGAAGAGACUUCAGUAUUGACCAUAGACAACAAGAAGUCUAUUGUAAAGGAACAUGGUGAUCUGCCUGGGUUCAAAGUUGCAGCAAACUCUGACUACCAGUUGGCAAGGUGA